GGACCUGUGCAUCCCGCUGGAGCUGCGCUUCCUGGGCGCCUGCCUGGAGGACCUGGCCCGCAAGGAUUAUCACUCCCUGCGCGACUCCGAGAUCAAGGCCAACAACCCCGCCGACCUGGGCAGCCUCACCAACCUGACGGACGAGGUGGUGCGCAGCAAACUGCUGGUGUCCCUCGCCCUGCUGGGCUCUGCCCACCGCGAGGCCGCCGGGGUCCUGUUCCGCACCCUCACCCACAUCGACUCGGUCAUCAACAACUACGGGCUGCAGCUCAACGAGGGCCGCACGGGGGAUGAGUUCCUGUUGCUCUUCACCAUGGCAUCCAACCACCCGGCGUUCAGCUUCCACCAGAAGCAGGUGCUGAGGCAGGAGCUCACCCAGAUCCAGAGUCUCAUGGCCAGCACCAGCAAGAAUCCCAGCACCUCUACCCUCAACACCAUGGCAACCUAUCCUGGCUGCCAUAAGGUCACUCCAAGGUCAGAGACCCCCAUCAACAGUGUCAGUAACAGCUUGGAAAAUGUGCUCCACACAUCCACACAUUCCAUGGAGGAGUCACUGCCCAAGAGGCCUUCAGGGAAACACUCCAAAGUGAGUGUUGAAAAAGUGGAAUUGAAGGGGCUGGCACACAAGAAGAAUGAAAGAAAUGUUGAGUAUUCCUUUGAGGUCCUGUGGUCUGAUUCUUCAGUGACAUUGGUAACCAAAUCUUCUGCUGAAGUGACUGAAUUCAUUUCAAAGCUGUCUCAGCUGUAUCCAGAAGAAAACUUGGAGAAAUUCAUUCCCUGCUUAGCUGGUCCAGAUUCCUUUUACCUGGAACGGAACCACAUGGACCUGGAAUCAGACCUGAGGUACCUGGCCCCAUUCCCUUCCCAUGUGGUGAAAAACGACCACGUCAGGAAGUUCUUCAGCACUUCAUCUCCCUCACAGCAACUUCAGAGCUCAAAUCCUGGCAACCCCUCCCUGUAUAAAGUAGGAACUACGCUGGGAACAUCUGGAAGGUGAAAUAUUUAUCUUGUUUAUAAUUCAUUCUCCUAAAAGGCAAUUUUUAUGUCCUCCAACAAAACCCAGGCCCCCUUCAAGGAGCCAAUAUUUUGGCUUCCAUAUGAAAAGAUUAAAAAUUUCCAUGGGAUUGUAUUUGGGCAUCUUUACUUCUUUUUAAUAAUGCAAAGGCCGUUCUGU
Molecule: messenger RNA, 1174 nt
Organism: Zonotrichia albicollis (white-throated sparrow)
Lineage: Eukaryota; Metazoa; Chordata; Aves; Passeriformes; Passerellidae
Source: RefSeq, a predicted model, not a curated record